Molecule: messenger RNA, 1690 nt
Organism: Trichosurus vulpecula (common brushtail)
Lineage: Eukaryota; Metazoa; Chordata; Mammalia; Diprotodontia; Phalangeridae
Gene: GRWD1
Product: glutamate rich WD repeat containing 1
Exons: 7
Coding region: 20-1339 (439 amino acids)
Molecular function (GO): protein binding
Source: RefSeq, a predicted model, not a curated record
CUGCUGCGCAGACUCCAAGAUGGCGGCGCGCAAGGGUUCUGGUCGCACGUGUAGAGCCAAGGCCAAGACCCCGAGCAGCCCGCCGCGCGUCUACCUCCCGGGCCGGGGCCCGCCGCUCCAAGAAGACGAGGAGCUGGUGCGGGACCAGGAGGCCUACGUACUGUACCACCGCGCGCAGACCGGCUCGCCAUGCCUCAGCUUCGACGUUGUCCGAGACCAGUUGGGGGACUCCCGCAGCGACUUCCCGCUGUGCAUGUACCUGUGUGCGGGGACCCAGGCCCCCAGCGCUCAGAGCAACAGGCUGAUGGUGAUGCGGAUGCACAAUCUCCAUGGGACGCAGAAGAGCGAGGCGGAGGAGGACAGCGAGAGCGAAAGCGAGGAAGAGGAAGAAGAAGAAGAGAAGAAGCCCCAGCUGGAGCUGGCCAUGGUCCCCCACUAUGGAGCCAUUAACCGUGUCCGGGUUGCAUGGCUCGGGGAGACCCCUGUGGCAGGGGUGUGGUCUGAGAAAGGCCAGGUGGAGGUGUUUUCCCUUCGCAGGCCCCUGGAGGCGGUGGAUGACCCCCAGGUCCUGGCUGCAUUCUUGAGAGAUGAGCAGGCCCAGACCCGGCCCCUGUUUGCCUUUGCUGGCCACAUGGCUGAGGGCUUUGCCCUGGAUUGGUCCUCCCGGGUGCCUGGUCGCCUGCUGACUGGUGACUGUCAAAAAAACAUUCACCUCUGGACACCCACCGAUGGGGGCUCCUGGCAUGUGGACCAGCGGCCAUUUGCCGCUCAUUCCCGCUCUGUGGAGGAUCUGCAGUGGUCGCCAACUGAGGACACGGUGUUUGCAUCAUGCUCAGCUGACGCCUCCAUCCGAAUAUGGGAUAUCCGGGCAGCGCCAAGCCGAGCCUGCAUGCUCACAGCCCCCUCAGCCCAUGACGCGGAUGUCAACGUCAUCAGCUGGAGUCGUCGGGAGACAUCCUUCCUGCUCAGUGGAGGUGAUGACGGUGCCCUCAAAGUCUGGGAUCUCAGGCAGUUCACGAGCGGCUCCCCAGUGGCCACCUUCAAGCAGCAUGUGGCCCCUGUGACCUCCGUGGAGUGGCACCCCCAGGAUGGCGGGGUCUUCGCGGCAGCAGGGGCAGAUGACCAGCUGACCCAGUGGGAUCUGGCAGUGGAGCGGGACACAGAGAUGGGUGGCCCAGAGGAGGGGGAUCCCCUGGUGGCCGAGCUCCCCCAGCAGCUGCUGUUUGUGCACCAAGGAGAGACCGAUAUCAAGGAGCUGCACUGGCACCCUCAGUGUCCAGGCGUCCUCAUCAGCACGGCCCUGUCUGGCUUCACAGUCUUCCGCACCAUCAGUGUCUAAGCCCUGCACCUGGCAAGGUGGCCUGAAGGGAGCCUGGAUCUGGCCUGCUUAGCCGGUGGAGGGGCCUGUGCUCUUCCCCAAAAGACCUGCUUCAGUCUCUUUCCCUAAGCGGUGGGGAGGGGGCUUGGUUGUACAUUUGCCUUCAGAGAUGAGAGGUGGCUUGGCCUGGCUGCUUCACAAGGGUUUGGAUUGGCCCAGUUGCUUUCAGGAAUGGACUGAUUCCCCCCUAACUCCGGUGCACUUAGAUGGGUCUUGUCUUGCCAAAGACUUGAGAGGAGGGAAGGGAGGAGGGCAGGGUUCACUGGAGAUGGGUAUGUAUGUGAUCAAUAAAGCAGAGAGAAUGAAGGCUCA